AUGGCUCGACUAGACAGACAACCUGCCCGUGCAGCUUCGUUCCCGCCGCCUAAGAGUCGCCAUUCUUCGUGGCCUGUAUUCCAUCGGCCCAAACCUUCGGCCUUUGAUCCAGAGCUUUCUGAACCCACCUGCCUCUCAGCGAUUCCACAUGGUCCAGAGGCCAUCAGCGACCAUGUGAAGCACUACUUUGGGUGCAUUGAGAUCGCCGAGCGUGAUAAGUUUCUCGACGCUGAAAACGAAGUAUGGACAUACGAACGCGGGCUCGAAGCUCAAGCUCUCCGACUUCUGCCCGAAAAUGCCUGUGAUAGCGACGAGACAAUCGAAGAGAAAGCUCGACAUCUGGUGCAGAAGAAAAUCGAGAAUGUGGCCGUGUCCAUUGAGGCCCAGUAUCGCCGGACUGAGGUAUUGCUUAUUGCUUUGCGGAAGCCGUCCAGCCCUGGGCAGCCCAGUGAGCCUACGUCCUGCCACGUCCCUUCAAAGCCCACCUCCCUUCCAGCGCACGGCGAUCUCGUGGGCUAUGUUGAACAGAGUCGGCUCAAAUGGAGACGCUCCAAGCGGUAUAAGAAAGGGAUCGAUAUGGUUCGCAGAUGGAAACGGCGAGAGGCCAUACCUGAUAACUACGAGGAAGAAUCGGACUCUACGGCGGCCGAUGACAACCACCUGGAGGAGAGAUAUAAUGCCGAACUUGAACUAGGCGACCAGACAGCCGAAAGGGAACGCGAGCAAGUCAGGCGAAUAGCUCAUCAACGCCGGGAACGUAACCCGAACUCCGAUGAUGUAGGCUACGAUUUGGAGCACGACGUCAACGCAUAUGUCAUUCAGUACACCCGACAGGUCCGGGCGGCGGAUUCAGGAACCAAGCCGGGUGAUAUCCCUCCGUUGGGUACCGUACUCACGCACUCUCCAAAGAUCUUGCCCGCAACGGCAUCCGCCUCGACCCGGGUGGCAGAGAUGAGUAGGACCUCGACUGGGACAGUGUCCCAAAGUAGCAUUCAAGAGACCAGUCUGAGGCCGGUGGAUGAAGAGCUGAGGGAUACCCGGUUUAAAGGCCGAUUCCCAGGUCAGCGCAUCUCCAUACACGACCUUCUUCGGCGGCCCAGUGAAUUGGAGGGCUCCCAGAAUGAAAUCAACAUCCUCUCGAAAAGUAAAUGCGCGGAGAAGGACCCAACCAGAAUCCGAUACGUUCACAUUCCAUACAACAACAUGGAGGUAAAGCCUGCCAUCAAUACACGCACCCAUAUGCUCCUCCGUCCGCAGUUCUGGCGUGGCCAGCAACACGAAGCCAGGAGCGGGGUUGUCCAUGCGAGACACAUGCGGCCUCUCUGUGAAAUUGUCUCUUCCGACUUGGGCGAGAUUGAAGAUUGUCCAAAACCAAAUAACAUUGUCCUCUUUAUGCCGUAUCUGCAUUGGGAAACUGACCGAAUGAGAAGCUCAAUAGCAAAGACCAUUGAUAUUGAGUCCGAGAAACAGCGCAGAAAGACUGAAGAGAUGAGCAUGAAGAGGAGAGCUGAGCGCAGGGACCAAAGAAAGACCCUUCCUCGCGGCGCAACGCGCGUAACGCAUUCUGAUGAGGAUGAUCCAGCGGAGCAAUUACGUCAGCAUGGCCGCCAUGGAGCCAAGCUCAGGCCGACCAAAGGCCCGCACGACGUAGCCGAUAUUGUUCCUCACUUUGUGACGGUAGAACGCAAUGGAAAGGACAUCAAAAUAGGGGAGAAUGGCCGGCUCAAAGUCAAGACCCGUCUAGGGCAAUAUCUCAUUGAUGCAGCCAGGCUCUUCGAGGCGAUGGCCACGUAUCGGGACCAGCAGAUGGUUGAAAAGUACCUGUACAACGAACCCCCGCUUCAUCCACGCCGGACUCUGGACCAAGCCUAUUACUGGACUCUCAAGACGACCGUGGCCCGAGACCGCGAUCAAGUAGUCUACAGAGGCACUAAUAUGGAUCUGGAUUUCUGCCACCGCAUGCAAAACCGCAAUGACGGCAACACCAAGCCCCUCGUCGAUGGCAAUGCUGAGAAGGAGACGAAAUGGAAGUGGACGGGUCACUUUAAGAAGACGGACGAAGAUGGCUGUAAACAUUGCCGAGACAAUAUACGGAAGAUUUCACAACUAGUCAUGGUGGACCAACUCUGGAUGUGGGUUCUCGACGAACAAACAAUCAUCACUGCAUUCCCAAGGCGGUACGGGUUCAACAAAAACGACUUAUCUGGCGUCCACAGGUCAAUUCGGAGACGGCUUGAAUCUGCCCGCCGGAACCAAAUCAGAUCGGUAUAUGAUUUGGCCCUCAUCAUCCUCGACGAAUGCACGAACACCUUUUUUGACCGGACCAAAACGGUGACAAACAAACAUACCAUAUCGUUCCAGCAUCUCUGGCAUUGGACUGAAACGGCAUCGAAGGUCUACCGCUCCACGUCAAAAUACAUUGACUCGUUCCAGCUACAUAUGCCUCUCCUUGACAUUCACCCUGAAGGCAAGCUUCAACGAGAGGUGAAGGACAUUAUUGAGGAGCUGGACAUUAUGCUGCACAUACACAAGAAACAGCGCGAAAUCAUCCGGCGAUUCUGUAAACAUGUCGAAAAUAUCCUGGAUCCGGAGGGCCAGUGGAAGGAUAGUAACUCUGAACGUGCCGAUGCCUUGGGGGCGAAUACGCGAAAAUGGAAACAGCUCGACUGGUUUCGCUUGCAGUCGCGCGAACUACUCUCGGAUGUAGACGAUCGCAUCGACGAGCUAGAGGGAUUGAGGAGAGGCGCCGAAAGCACGGCGCAGAGCGUAAGUUUCUAUCAUAUCACCAGACUUGCAUGCUACCUUACACACCUCCAUCUGACACAGGGUAUCAGCUCCAUCACCUCCUGUCUCUGA
Molecule: messenger RNA, 2856 nt
Organism: Canariomyces notabilis
Lineage: Eukaryota; Fungi; Ascomycota; Sordariomycetes; Sordariales; Chaetomiaceae
Exons: 7
Coding region: 1-2856 (951 amino acids)
Molecular function (GO): magnesium ion transmembrane transporter activity; cobalt ion transmembrane transporter activity; nickel cation transmembrane transporter activity
Source: RefSeq, a predicted model, not a curated record